This is a messenger RNA of Hippopotamus amphibius kiboko, 672 nucleotides long. RefSeq names its product transmembrane protein 114 (gene TMEM114). The record is from RefSeq and is a predicted model, not a curated record. Bases 1 to 672 code for a protein of 223 amino acids. Gene Ontology annotation, cellular component: apical plasma membrane. NCBI's taxonomy places the organism in Eukaryota, Metazoa, Chordata, Mammalia, Artiodactyla, Hippopotamidae. The transcript has 4 exons.
AUGCGGGUGCAUCUGUGCGCGCUGGCCGGCGCGGCGGCGCUGACCGGGGCGCUCAGCUUCGUGCUCCUGGCGGCCGCCAUCGGCACGGACUUCUGGUACAUCAUUGACACCGAGCGGCUGGAGCGGAGCGGCCAGGGGGCGCGGGACCCGGCGGGCUCCGCCAACCGCAGCCAGCUGGAACCUCUGAGCUCGCACUCCGGCCUCUGGCGGACCUGCCGGGUCCAGAGCCCGUGCGCGCCGCUGAUGAACCCCUUCUGGCAGGAGAACGUGACCGUCAGCGACUCGAGCCGACAACUUCUCACCAUGCAUGGGACGUUUGUGAUUCUGCUGCCGCUCAGCCUGAUCCUGAUGGUGUUUGGGGGGAUGACGGGGUUUCUGAGCUUCCUCCUGCGAGCCCCCCUCCUCCUCCUGCUCACGGGGACCCUCUUUCUCUUUGGAGCCUUGGUGACCCUCGCUGGCAUCAGUGUCUACAUCGCGUAUUCGGCCGUCGCCUUCCGGGAGGCGCUGUGUCUCCUGGAGGAGAAGGCCCUCCUGGACCAGGUGGACAUCCGUUUCGGCUGGUCCCUAGCCCUGGGCUGGAUCAGCUUCAUCGCCGAGCUGCUCACCGGGGUGGCCUUCCUGGCAGCAGCACGCGUGCUCAGCCUGAGACGGAGGCAGGACCAGGCCAUCUGA